AUGCAAUUAUGGAUAAUUAUAUUUUGUAUCAUAGUAUGCGGGGUGUUAAGCGCUUUGUUUUCGGGGCUAUCCUUGGGGAUUAUGAUGCUUGACACGCUCCAGUUAAAUUUAUUAAUGUUAGUAUCAGAUAAAGAUAAAAAGGAAUUAAACAAUGCAAAAAAUGCAAGAAAAAUUUUACCUUUACGAAAUAAUACAAAUCAAAUUUUAGUAACUUUUAUAACUGCAAAUGUAAUGGUUAAUUCUGCUUUUAGUUUAUUAUUGAAUGAAAUAACAGAUGGUUUUACAGCUUUUAUUGUAUCAACAUUAAUUAUUACAAUCUUUGGUGAAAUUAUUCCACAAUCUAUAUGUUCAAAACAUGGACUAGCCAUUGGGGGAUUUUUUGCUCCCCUCAUUCAUUUCCUUAAGUUUGCUCUCUACAUUUUUGCCAAACCCAUAAGUCUCAUACUCGAUCACUUUGUCGGCAAAAACGUUCUUAAUACGUAUAACAAAAAAGAGUUGAAAGCAUUGGUGGAUAUGCACAAAAGUGCAGUAGAUAUUUUACAUGAAGAUGAAGCAAAAAUAGUAGGAAGUGCCCUUGAAAUGUCUCAAUAUAAAGUUAAGCAUAUAAUGACAGAUAUUGAUUAUGUAUUUGGUAUCGAUUAUAAUAGCUUUAUAAAUUAUACAACUAUUAAAAAAAUAUUGAAAAGUGGAUUUUCAAGAAUUCCAGUUUUAAAUAGAAAUCAAUCAGAAUGUGUUGUAGGAUUAAUACAUAUAAAAGAUUUAAUAAAUAUAUGGUUUGGCAUUAAUAAAAUAAUAUUUGACAAUAAUUACUCUUUUCAAUCUACCAAAAAAUAUAAAAGAUCUAGCUAUAUAAAUUAUAGAAAAAAAAAUAGGCAUAGCAUAUUUCGUGUUAUUAAAAAUACUUCAAAAGUAACAGACAAAAACAAAUCAAUAAUACACACAAAUGAAGAGUAUGGUGAUAAAAAAACUGGAAAUAAAUUAUGGCAAAAUGAUUCUAACUAUAUAAAUAAUCAAGCUCAUAUCAAAAUAAAUAUCGACACAGAUUUCAUUGAUGAAAACUGUGAUGAAUCAAAUGGAAACUUUAAAAAAAAUAAGAACAAAACAAAGGAUAGUGAAAAGGGUGAAAAUAAUAAAAAAUCAAUUACACAAAAUGAAAUUUUAAACCCUUCUAAAUUAUUAGAAAAAAAAAGAAAAAAAAUUAAAAAAAUGUAUAAAAACCCUUAUACAGCAAAAAAUAAUAAAAAUAUGGCAUUCGUUGAAUUUCUAACAGAUCAAAUGGUAGACAAAAAUAAUAAAAGUAACAACAUUUCAGAACCAGAUGAAAUAGUAUUUGCUGAUAUUAAAAAAAAAAUAAGAAUGUAUAACAAUAUUAAUAAAAAACCAAUCCAUGAAAGAUAUUUAGAAAAUAUAAAAAAUCCAAAAAAAGCUUCUAUUACUAAAGAGAAAAGUAAUAAAUCAAAAAAUACACACACUGAUGAAAGUGAUAUCCAAACUCAAGUUGACAAAGUUGACAAUAAUCAAAGCAAAGAAAAUCUCAGUGGUGUUUCCAAAAAUAUGAAUGCCGAUGUAAGCGACUUUAAAAAUAAUUAUUUUUCACGAACCGCUACAAUAAAAGAAAAUUUAAAUAAAGAAAAAAAUAUAGAACAUAUAUUUUUAGAUAUAAAAAAUUAUAUAAGAAUAACUAGAAAUAAAGAUAUAGAAAUACCAGUUAAAUAUAUAUUAAAACAUAUAGGUAGAUAUAUAUAUGGAGUAGAUUAUGAUGAAAGUGUAUUAUCUCUUUUAAGUUUUUUUAAAAAUGCAAAUAAUCAUUUUGUUGUUGUAAGAAAAGUUAUAUACUCUGAUGAAUCAGAUCCUAAAUAUUCUCAUAUUGGUAUUACAACUUUAGAGGAUGUUAUUGAAAUUUUAUUACAAGAAGAAAUAUCUGAUGAAUUUGAUUUUAUAAAAUUAAAAAAAGGUAUAGAUAUACCUAAUAAUUUUAUUUGGAAAAAUUCAUAUGAAUCUGUCAAUGCUUUCGAUGCUCAAGGUAUGUCAAAUUGGGAUCCAAACAGAGUCGAACCAAAUAGUAGUACCAGUAUUGAGCAAACAAAAAGAGCAUCAAGCUCAGGAAAAACUAUAAUGGAAGUUGAUGGCAUAGAACAUUCUGAUACAGAAUUAGAAUGUAAUGGUGAAUUAGAUAAAUACUCUCAUAAAACAAAACAAGAAAAUCUUAAAGACUCAACUGUUAUACUAAUUAGUAAUAAAAAAAAUAAUAAAAAAAUUGAACCUAUUAAUUAUAAAAAAGAUAUAAUAUCCUUUUUAAAAGAAAGCAUAUAUUUUAAAUAUAUAGACACCCAUUUAAUGAAUAAAUAUAUUCAUGGUACAAAAAUAUAUACUUUAAAUAAAAAUGAAUAUCUACUUAAAGAUAAUACAUUUUUAAAUUAUGCAAUUAUUAUAAUAAAAGGAAAAGUAAAAAAUCUAAAAUCCAAUAGUUGUACUAAUGGAGAUAAAUGUUUUAUUGGAUUAGAAGCUUUAGGUCCUUGUAAUAUUAUCGAGCUUUUUAAUAGUAUUAUAGAAAAAAGAAUUAAUGUUAUAAAAAAUUAUGAAGAAAAAAAAAAAAAAAAAAAUAUAAAUAUCUUAUUUAAAAAAUGGUAUACACAGCAUGUAUAUUUUAAUAAAAUUACUUAUAUCACAGAAACGGACUGUAAAUAUAUACUUCUUUCAAAAAAUGAAUACAUGGAUAUGAUCAUAGAGUCUUAUGAAAAUAACAAAGUUGACGAAAUUAUUGAAAAUAGCUAA
Molecule: messenger RNA, 2775 nt
Organism: Plasmodium vinckei vinckei
Lineage: Eukaryota; Apicomplexa; Aconoidasida; Haemosporida; Plasmodiidae
Product: protein MAM3, putative
Exons: 6
Coding region: 1-2775 (924 amino acids)
Biological process (GO): magnesium ion homeostasis
Source: RefSeq, a predicted model, not a curated record